GUCGUAUACUGAGCCACACUGCGACUGCGCAGAAGAUUCAAAACCGGAUGUGUGAUCAACUAUUCGAUUUGUCUCCGCUUCUUUUCUACAAAAUAGCAAAGAUGUCUGGCUCAUCAAAUCUCGUUGCGAUGAAGAAAGUUGUUCAGCAGCUGCGUUUUGAAGCGAGCAUCAACAGAGUGAAGGUGUCCCAGGCAGCAGCAGACCUUCAGCAGUUCUGCAUGCAGAAUGCCCUCCAGGACCCCCUACUCACUGGGGUCUCCUCCAGCACCAACCCCUUCAGACCACAGAAGGUGUGCUCCUUCUUGUGAGACAGACCCAUAGGACAGACAAACCACAGCAUUAUUUGGCCUUUGUUUUGAUGCUACAGGGAAAAAGUUGACCUCAACACUGCUAUUCAUUUCCCAUGGCAUUCCACUGCCACAGAAUCUCAUGAAGUGUAGAAUAACGUGUCAGAAAUCAUGUAA
Oncorhynchus kisutch (coho salmon) is the source of this 464-nucleotide messenger RNA. RefSeq names its product guanine nucleotide-binding protein G(I)/G(S)/G(O) subunit gamma-5-like. Gene Ontology annotation, molecular function: G-protein beta-subunit binding. The record is from RefSeq and is a predicted model, not a curated record. Gene Ontology annotation, cellular component: heterotrimeric G-protein complex. The transcript has 3 exons. NCBI's taxonomy places the organism in Eukaryota, Metazoa, Chordata, Actinopteri, Salmoniformes, Salmonidae. Gene Ontology annotation, biological process: G protein-coupled receptor signaling pathway. The coding region runs from base 48 to 308 and encodes 86 amino acids.